Diabrotica virgifera virgifera (western corn rootworm) is the source of this 7697-nucleotide messenger RNA. It is a transcript of the gene foi, whose product is annotated as zinc transporter ZIP6. Gene Ontology annotation, molecular function: zinc ion transmembrane transporter activity. The transcript has 8 exons. Gene Ontology annotation, cellular component: membrane. Gene Ontology annotation, biological process: intracellular zinc ion homeostasis; zinc ion import across plasma membrane. Lineage: Eukaryota; Metazoa; Arthropoda; Insecta; Coleoptera; Chrysomelidae. The coding region runs from base 136 to 2022 and encodes 628 amino acids. The record is from RefSeq and is a predicted model, not a curated record.
CCAUUUUUAAAAUAGCUUGUCAAGCUUGUGGCUGUGCUGUGGCUUGCUUGAUUAGAUCAGAGAAGAGAGUGCCUGCACUGGUUAAGCUGGUUAGGACUGUUUAAGAGUAUCGUCGGCGACAUUGAGAUCCAGAUCAUGUCGUCUCAUCAUGUCAUAUCGGUGUGUAUAUUCUGCUUCAUAUGCGCCACACAUACGCCCUGUUCUGCUCAUGCAGCUGUGAAACAUAAUUCCCUUCAUCAGAAGGAUUAUGGUCAACCUUCUCUACUAGAAAAAUAUCAAGAAAACAACCGAGAUCUUCCGGUCCUUGGCAAAACGGAAAACAGUAUUAUAGACUUAAAUCACAGAAAAGUCCGACGGAGUAGUGAAUCGGGCAGCGAUAAUGUAAAUAACAGUGACAGUGACACAGAUCAUCUCAGGAAAAUAUUUCUGAAGUACGGCGACGGAGAGUACAUGACGAAAGAGGGUUUCAAGAAGUUCCUAGGGGAUUUAAACUUAUCCAAACACAUAAUGACAGACGACAACCACAGCCACGACGGCCACGAACAUCAUGACCACGACCAUCAUGAUACGCACAGCCAUUCUGAUGACAAAAACAAUACGUGCUUAGAAGUUGAGGAAAUUCCAUCAUCAGUGGGAUUAAAUAGUUCGUACGAAAAAAUAAACGAAGACUCAUUCUACAAAAUGUGUCCCAUUUUACUAUAUAGCUUAGUUAAUAAAGACUGUACCAAAAUGUUAGAUGACCAUCAUGAUAUGGACGACAUUGCUCCUAUUGUAAAUAAUGGAUUUGUCUGGCUGUGUUCUAUUCUCGCUAUUAUAGUUAUAAGCGCUUGUGGAGUUUUAUCCUUAGUUAUUAUCCCAGUGAUGCAGAAGAGGUUCUACAAACCUCUCAUACAAUAUCUCGUAGCCCUCGCCGUCGGCACUUUAGCCGGAGAUGCUCUCCUACAUCUUCUUCCCCAUGCCAUGAGUACUACACACGGCCAUUCUCAUCAUCACACCCAUUUGGCGGAAGACUCAUCGCACGAUGAAAAUAUCCAGAAAGGUUGCGUUGCUAUGUUGGGCCUCACGUUUUUCUUCGUCAUGGAGAGACUGAUUUCAUUGUGCGUUAAAUGGAGGAAAGGAAAACAGAAGAAACAUUCUCAUAUUACUGUCAUCAACGAUAGGAGGGAAAGCACAGAUCAGAAAAAUGAAACACAGUGUAUGGACAAAUACAAUUCCUUUCCUUAUUGCUAUAAGGAUAUAAUGGAUAAUCCUCACAAUACAUACUAUGACACGGACAGAACGGCCACUACUGUCCUGGACCCCGCUUCCAAAUCAGAUACUCAAAAAAUUUCUAAAUCUUCUACCCUAGAGAAAAUGGAACCCAAUAACCAGAACCUGGACUGCCCUUCUGAUAUGAACAUAUGUACUGAAGCUAAUAAGAUGUUAACUCCCGAACACAAAAAUGAUGACUAUACUGUAAUUGUAAGAGAACAUAAGAGCGAGCACCACGGCCAUUCGCAUAAACACGGACAUGUUCAUGCAGCACCUAAGAAUUUUUCGUCUGUAGCGUGGAUGGUCAUAAUGGGAGAUGGAUUACACAAUUUCACCGAUGGAAUGGCAAUUGGAGCAGCGUUUUCGGGCAGUUUAGCCGGUGGGUUUUCAACAACAGUAGCAGUGUUUUGCCAUGAAUUACCUCACGAGCUCGGAGAUUUUGCUAUGUUAUUAAAAGCUGGAAUGACCAUCAAACAAGCUCUCUUCUACAACAUACUAUCUAGCAUUUUGUGCGUAUUUGGAAAUAUUUUCGGACUUAUGCUUGGUAAUACUGAAUACGCCAGUUCGUGGGUAUUUGCUGCAGCUGCCGGUAUGUUCAUCUACAUCGCUUUGGUAGACAUGAUCCCCGAAUUAAGCUCUGCCCACGAAGACGAAGGCAACGUAGGACAAGCUCUGUUACAUUUGGGCGGUUUACUUACCGGUUUGGGUGUAAUGGCCCUUAUCGCAUUUUACGAGCAUGAUCUAAUGACGGUUUUCAGCGAAGCUCAUUAGGCGUGCUCCAGUGAUAUUUUUUUCUACUUAUCAAUAAGAUUUAAGAGUGGUCUAAAGUGGUAUCAGCGAUUUUUUAAGGAUAGUUGAACUGGUGUCGAUAAAAUGAAACGUUUUAAAUAUUAAACAAUACGCUCUAAUAGUCUAAGAUCCGAAUAUAGAUCGAUCUGUACCCAUCUGCUUGCCGGAUGAAACAUUUUUUUUAUUAAAUUUCAUACAUAGACAAAUAUUUCUAGCAUGGGUGCCUAUCAAAAUCGUGUCAUAGCUAUCCUUAAGGGGGGGGGGGCCGUAUGGGUUGAAAUCAAUAUUUCAAGCACAUUUUUUUUGAAAGUAUGGUAUAAUUAUUUUAUUUUUAAAUUAAAUAGGCAUAUUCAGUACAAUUAAUAGAUUAUUCAAGGAAAAAUAUUGAAAAAACGGUGGAAAAUUUUUAAAGACACUUCAACUCAUCAUUGGAUAAUGGUAAACAAAAAAUUCAAAAAGAUUUUAUUAGCUUAUGAGUUUUUAGAGGUAACGCUGUCAAGUUUUUUAGUUUUAUCGACUUUGACUUUUUGAUAUCACUCGGAAGUCAAAACAACGAAUUUUUUUUGCAAAAAUGGGUGAAAAUCAACAUAUUUAUCAUUGAUCAUUGUUAAACAAAAAAUAAGCAUUAAACAAAAAUCUCGACAGCAUUACCUAAAGGAAUGUCUAAAUAAAAUACAGGGUGUCCAGAAACUCUACAGACAAACGAAGACAGGAGAUUCCUCAGAUAAUUUUAAGACAAUUUAACCCAAUUCACCUAGUCCGAAAAUGCUUCCUAAGGGAGCUAGAGCUCUUUGAAGAUGGCGUCAUGUAAUUAGUUUUUCUUAAAUACCUCCAGAACGCUUCUAUUUAGAAAAACGAAAAUUGGUAUGCUUAUUUACUUUCCAGAAGUGAAUCUAUUCCGCCCAUUGCGAAUUUCUAGUACGGGUCAUAGGCGUCCGUUUUGGGUAGGGCAACGGUUAUUUUAUCGCCUAACUUUUUUGUCUUUAAUUUUUAAGCAUUUUUGACUCUGAAUUAUUAAAUUGUGAGGUAUUCUUGUACUAAAAGGUACUCUUACUUUAAGUCGAUAGGGUACUCCGUUUUCUAGAAAAAUCGAUUUGAAAAUUUUUCGUUCUUUGAAUUUAAAAAAAAAGAUUAAAAAAAACUAUUUAGAAAGAUGAAAACUGGUACAUUUAUUUAUAUUCCAGAGAUUAAUCGAUUUCAUUAACGGCGAAUUUCUAGUACCGGUCAUAGACGUCCGUUUUGGGUAGGUCAACAGUUAUUUAAUAGCAUAACUUUAUUGUCUUUAAUUUUUAAGUAUUUUUGACACUAGAUUAUUCAAUUAUGAUAUAUUCGAAUACUAAAAGUUACUCUUGCUUUAAGUUGGUAAAAUACAUCGUUUUUUUUAAAUUGUUUUCAAUUUUUUUUUUGAAAUUCCCAAAGCUAAAAACUUUGAAAUCGAUUUUUCUAGAAAAUGGUGUGUCCUAUCGACUUAAAGUAAGAGUACCUUUUAGUACUAGAAUACCUCACAAUUUAAUAAUCCAGUAUCAAAAAUGCUUAAAAGUUGAAGACAAAAAAGUUAUGCGAUAAAAUAACCGUUGCCCUACCCAAAACGGACGCCUAUGAGCGGUAUUAGAAAUUCGCAAUGGAUGGAAUCGAUUCAUUUCUGGAAAGUAAAUAUGUAUACAAAUUUUCGUUUUUCUAAAUAGAAGCGUUCUGGAGGUAUUUAAGAAAAACUAAUUACAGGGCGCCGUCUUCAAAGAGCUCUAGCUCCCUUAGGAAGCAUUUUCGGACUAGGUGAAUUGGGUUAAAUUGUCUUAAAAUUAUCUGAGGAAUCUCCUGUCUUCGUUUGUCGGUAGAGUUUCUGGACACCCUGUAUAUACAAAAUUCCAGGUGGGUCGGUCAAGUAGUUUUUGAGUUACAAGGUCUACAGCCUUUAAAAAAGGUAGUUUUGAGGAAAAGCGUUUAAAGCAUUGUGAACUUUAUUUUCAAUUAUUUUUUGUCUGUCAAAUCGUAAAAUGAUGCACACCGGAAUAUCUUUUUGAAUCGCGGAGUAAUUUACAAAAGAAAAUGAGAACAGCUGUUGACCGUUGUUCAACAAGCGAGUCGAAGGUAGGGAUAUUCUAUACUAUCUCCCUACCUCCUACUUUUGACUUGCUUUGCAGCAAGUUCGCGCCAGCGCACUUGAGCGUGGUAAGAAACGUCAACAGCUGUUUUCAUUUUUUUUGUAAAUUACUCCGCGAUUCAAAGACAUAUUCCGGCGUGCAUCACUUUACGAUUAGACAGACAAAAAGAAAUUGAAAAUAAAAGUUGACAAUCCUUUAAACGGGUUUUUCUCAAAACUGCUUUUUUCAAAGGCUGUAGACAUUGUAACUCAAAAACUACUUGACCAACCCACCUGUAAUUUUGUAUAUAUUUACUUUAGACAUUCCUUGAGGUAACGCUGUCGAGUUAUAUUUUUCACAGUAAUAAAUAUGUUGAUUUUCACCUUUUUUGCAAAGAAAUUCGUUGUUUUGACUUCUGAGUGAUAUAAAAAAGGCAAAAUUCGAUAAAACUUAAAAAGCUUGACAGCGUUACCUCGAGAAACUCAUAAUAAUAAAAUAUUUUUGAAUUUUUUGUUUACCAUGAUCCAAUGAUGAGUUCUGAUGUCCACCGCAAAAUUCAUUAUAUUUUGUGGUGUCUUCAAAAAUUUGCCACCGUGGCAUAUUUUUCAAAUUUUUCCUUGAUUAAUCUAUGAAAUGUACUGAAUACGCCUAUUUAAUUUAAAAAUAAAAUAAUUCUACCAUAUUUAAAAAAAAAUGUGCUUGAAAUAUUGAUUUCAACCCCUACGGCCCGCCCUAAGGAUAGCUAUGACACGAUUUUGAUAGGCAACCCAUGCUAGAAAUAUUUGCCUAUGUAUGAUAUUUAAUAAAAAAAUGUUUCAUCCGGAAAGCAGAUGGUACAGAUCGACCUAUAUUCGGAUCCCGUACUAUAACGUCAUAAUAAUUAUGUAUGUUUCUUCGUGUUGUACAAUAAGUUAAUUUGAUGAUAUACAGACUGAAUGAAGACAUAGGUACUUAGAAUUCGUGCUUUCUGAUCAUUCUGGUAUCAAUCUGACAAAAUCCAAUUACUUCAGAUAAUAUAAAAGAGUCGAUUAGAUUACAAAAAACGUAAAGUUAUGUUCAUUAAAAAAAAUCUCUUAUUUUAAGGCAAUUAAAAUUAAGUUUUAGCUUUUUCCGAUAGAUGGCGCUAGGUGAAUACGUGCUACUCGGCAAAUAAAAAGCAAUUUUCGUUAUAAACUACCGUAUUGUUUCACUUACACCUAUUGAUGUCCCUAUCCCAUUAAAAUUCUACGUACCUUCUAUAUCUAUAAUACACUGAACAGCAAAAUUAACGCACCACUUUAAAAUUGGGACAUUUUUGAUGUCUCGAAUUUCCUAAACCUGUUGUCCGAUUUGAGUGAUUUUUUAAUUGUGAGAUCUUGUGGGUCCACAAAAUGGUUCCUCCCAAUGUACAAGCUUUACACAAGUUUUGCAGUCAAAUUACUACUAAAAUGCUAAAAAUAGCUUAAUAACUUUAAAAAACUUAUAAUGAAGUUUUGUGGAACUAUAAGUAUAAUGUAAACUAGUGGAUUCUUCCUCUUUCCUACUACUUUUCCUCUUUAUAUUUAACCUACAAUAUUAUGAAAGACGUCAGUUACCAUUUACCAUCUGACCAAAUAUAAUAAUGACGUCAUAUAUAAUCGUCACUACUUCUAGCCAAUAAAUGCUCGCUGUAAUAGGAAUGGCAUGUCAAAAUAAUCUUUUAUUCCCAUUUUUUCAAAUUUAGAAUAUGGCAACAAGGGGAAAAUUGCGUGCAUUCCUUAUUGUUUGACUUCUAGAUUAUUAAAUGGUAAUAAUUAGGAAAUUGCUGUUAUCCCGUGAAAAAAAAAUUUUUUAUAAUACGUUUUGUAGGAAAAUUGGGUGAAAGGCAGGAAUCCUAUCCACUAGACCAAUACUUGAUUUAAGAUAUUGAUAUAAAUAUUUGACAUAUAAGUUAGAUCAAAAUGUUAUUGCAUUAUUUAGAUUUAAAAUGGAUUAAAAUAAAAAAAGUCAAUGGGCCCAGGUAAAAGCCGUUAAAUAUUGCAUUGUCCACGAGUUCUGAGCUAUUCUGCAAAUUUCAGAUGUCUAGCUAAUGGAAAAGUAUGUUUAAGAGGAAACAGUAGCGAUCAACAGGUAGCGAAAAUGCGUUCCAAGAUUGCGGCUGUAAUUUUGAAUAUUUUUUCGAGAUAUUUGGCACACGUAUUCGUAAUAUAAUAAAGAAUGGCGGUACAGAGCCCAAUUUAAAAAAUAUAUUAAUAUGUGGAAAUUACUCUGUAAUUAAAUACAAUAUUAAAAAAACGAGCCUCUACCGCCAUUAAGAAGAACAAAAAAAUAAACUUUCUUCAAAUAAACUUUUUUAUCCGAUGCCUAGAUUUUGUGUCAUUUUGGAACUACUAAUGAAAUAAAAAAUUUUAGUAGUUCCAAAAUGACACAAAAUCUAGGCAUCAGAUAAAAAAAUUUAUUUGAAGAAUGUGUAUUUUUUUUGUUCUUAAUGGCGGCACAGGCUCGUUUUUUAAUAUUGUAUUUAAUUACAGAGUAAUUUCCACAUAUUAAUAUAUUUUUCAAAUUGGGCUCUAUACCGCCAUUCUUUAUUAUAUUACGAAUACGUGUGCCAAAUAUCUCGAAAAAAUAUUCAAAAUUACAGCCGCAAUGUUGGAACGCGUUUUUGCUACCUGUUGAUCGCUACUGUUUCCUCUUAAAAUCGAUUACAAGAUUUCGAAUCGAGACACACAACAAGUAAAGUACAUAAUACAGUAGAACGUCAAUAAUCCGGAUUAAUUGGGACCGGACCCCAUCCGGAUUAUCGAAAUUACCUCAAAAAAAGACCAGUCUACACAUUAAAGUACAACAAACGUUUUAAAAUUUUAUGUUUUCUCUUGUACAGUAAUAGAGGUGAAAUUAAUCAAAACAUUUUUUUUAUGUUUAAACACUGUAUUGUAAUUAAUUUAUAAUAGGACCAUGUGUACAGUAAAAACAUCAGACACUAUUUGGGCUUUUAAAAAAAUGCGUAAAAUAUUUUUGAACUGCGGUAGAGGUUCGUUUUUCGCAGCGAAGUUCUUGAUUUAUUUUAAAAGAAUCAGAUAUUUUUGGUAGAUACAAAUCCGGAUUAUUGACGGUCCGGAUUUUUGACGUCCGGAUUAUCGACGUUCUACUGUAUGUAAAAAGGGUUAAAAUCACUUAAUCGACAAUAGGUUUAGGAAAAUCGAGACAUCAAAAAUGUUAUAUUUUUAGUGGUACGUUAAGUUUGCUGUUUAGCGUAUUUAGAUAAAAGACACAUAAGAAUAUAACUUUUUAAUUUUAAAAUACAUACACCAGUUUACACCAUCUUUAAAAAAAUCCAUAUAUUUUUUACUUUUUUAAUGUGAAAGUAGCUUACGCAAGUAGGACAUUGUAUUAUUUUUUUUAUUUUGUAUUAAUUGCACUUACCUAGACUUUUUUAAGUUACCGACUGUUUUGUAACAUUUUUUUUUGAUAACGUUAAUUAUUUUUAGGAAUAUUGGAUUACUUUCGCCAACUUGUAUUAGAAUAGAAGUUAAAUUCUAUUUAUUUUACUCUUUUAUAUUUUUUGUCUUUCCUGAAAUAAUUCAUGUAUGUGAAAUCUCAAUAAAGAUUAUGUGUAAA